GGCUCGAGUUCUUUCAGUUUGGCCCAUAAAAUACUUGAGAGAAAGAUGGGCCCAGAACAAUCUCAUUGGCGAAAUUAUUUUAUACUUACAUAGACAGGACUAGCCUUCCUCCCUUUCCUCGUUCUUUCUUGUUCCGACUUCCGACUUCCGACCAAAUCAGAAACAGAUUAACGAACCCUAAUCCAAUCGCGAAAAGUCUCCGAUUAUCUCUUCCUAUCAAUUUCCCUUCGACCAGAAGGGAGACCCUCUCUUUCGAUCCGCUCCAUUUUACUCUCUCGUGCUAUCUCAACGUUGAUCUCUAUUCAUUCUUCUGCGAGCGGAACCUCGAGGCGGAUAAACUGGAACGAGCGCUAUUUAGCCGGAGGACAUAAUCUUUUAUGGAUGGCAAUAACUGGAGGCCUGCUGCUCCUGGCGGAGAAGCUCCCAUGGAUGGGGGUGACUGGAGAGCUACAUUGCAGGUUGAGUCACGGCAAAGAAUCGUGAACAAAAUAAUGGAGACAUUAAGGAGGCAUCUACCUCUUUCUGGUCAAGAUGGGCAACACGAAUUGAAGAAAAUCGCUGUACGAUUUGAGGAAAAGAUUUAUACUGCUGCAACUAGUCAGUCUGAUUAUUUACGCAAGAUAUCUUUGAAGAUGCUCACAAUGGAGAACAAAUCACAGAAUUCUAUACCCACUUCUUUGCCGCCUAGCUCAGCUGGCACUGGCAAUAAGCCCCCUGAUCCAGGAGCAUCUCCUAGUUUGCAGCCCCAAGUUCACAACCAAGGGCAAUCACUUCCCAUUCCAUUGCCAGGUAAUCAAGCUCAAGGACGCCAACAGUUGUUAGCUCAGAACAUGCAGAACAGUAUGACUUCUACAGGAGUCCAAAGUUCUGCUGGUCUACCGUCUUCAUUGCCUCCUGUUUCUGGUAUAAACCAGACUCCAAUCAAUGUCGUUGGCCAGAAUGGUAGCAUGCAGAACAUGUCUAAUGUUGCACAAAACCAAGUUGGUUCUUCAAUGGGGCAGGGGGUUCCCCCAAACAUGUUUGGUAAUCCUCAAAGACAGAUGGCUGGGAGGCAACAGGUUAUGGGCCAGCAGCAACAACAGCAGUCACAGAAUCCUUAUCUUUAUCAGCAAUCCUUCCAACAUCAGAUGCUUAAGAGAAAUCAAGCACACCCGUCGGUACAAGCACAACAUUCGCAACAACAGCAGCCUCAACAAAAUGUUAUGCAGCCAACUCAGCAAUCUGGCAUGCAAACAUCAUCUGUUAUGCAGCCUUCAUUGAUGCAGUCAACUCCUAUAUCUAAUCUUCCCCAGAAUCAACUAUCCUCCGCCCAACAGUCAGCACAAUCCAUCCUUCAGCAGCAUCCACAAUCUGUCACCAGGCAACAACAACUGCAACAACAGGGUGUUGGUAUUCAUCAACAGCAGACGCAGAUGAUGCAGCCGCAAUUGCUGUCCACGCCGCAGCAGCCGCAGCUAUUGCCAACCCAGCAGCAGCAACAACAACAGCAGCAGCAGCCAAUGCAAUCUCAGCAACAGCUGGUGGGGCAACAGGCUAAUGCUGCAACCAUGCAGCAGAAUCAGUUUUCCGGGCAACAAAACAAUAUUGGGGACAUGCAGCAGCAGCAGCAGAGAUUGCUCAGCCAACAGACUAACCAUCACAGUCUGCAGCAACAGCAGCAGCACCAUUCGAUGACUCAGCAGAAUAACCUUUCUGGUAUGCAUCAGCAACAGCUGGGUAGUCAGAGUAAUUUCUCUGGUCUACAGCAGCCAACACAGCAGCAACAGUUGCUUGGAGCUCAGUCUGGUAACUCAAGUAUGCAGAACAAUCAGCAUGCUGUAAAUAUGCUGCAGCAGCAACCCAAGGUUCCUCUAUUGCAACAAACACAACAAAAUUCUCCUAAUUUAUUACCAACACAAGGCCAGCAGACACAAUCACUAGCACCACAGCAGCAGCAGCAGCUUGGUCUGCAACAACAGCCUGGGCAGUUGCAGCAGCAGCUUGGUCUACAACAACAGUCUAAUCCACUGCAAAGGGAAAUGCAGCAAAGGAUGCAAGCCUCUGGGAAUGCACCAGGAUCUUUGGUGCAACCUCAAAAUGUGAUUGAUCAGCAGAAGCAGCUAUAUCAAUCACAAAGAAUCAAAACUAUGAAGGAGAUGUACUUACCCGAGUUAAAUGAAAUGUACCAGAAAAUCGCUGCAAAGCUGCAGCAGCAUGAUUCUCUUCCACAGCAACCCAAGACAGACCAGCUUGAAAAGUUAAAGAUGUUUAAGACUAUGCUGGAGCGCAUGAUAUCUUUCUUACAAGUAUCAAAAAGCAAUGUCUUGAUCAGUUUCAAGGAGAAGCUUAGUUCCUACGAGAGACAGAUAAUAACUUUCUUAAACACAAAUAGGCCCAGGAAACCUAUGCCUCAAAUGCAGCAAGGGCAACUUCCCUCUUCUCACAUGCAAUCGUUACAACAAUCUUCGUCCCAAAUCACUCAAGCACAAUCCCAUGAAAAUCAAAUGAAUCCCAUGACCUUACAAAGUUCUGUGUCAGCAAUGCAGCAAAACAAUAAUAUGGCAAGCAUGCAGCAGAACAAUAAUAUGGCAAGCAUGCAGCAUAGUUUAUCUGGUGUUUCGUCGCCACAGCAGAACAUGAUGAACUCAAUGCAGGCAGGUUCUAAUCUUGAUUCUGGACAGGGAAAUGCUAUGGCCUCAUCGCAACAGGGUGCUAUGGGGUCUCUACAACAGAAUCCUAGUUCUUCCCAGCCCGCAAGUCUCAGCUCCGUGUCUUCACAAAGUGGGUUGACUAUGUUGCAGCCAAACCUUCCUCUUCAGUCAAAUUCGAACAAUAUGCUUCAGCACCAGCAUCUGAAGCAGCAGCAGCCGCAUGAUCAACAGAUAUUACAGUCGCAUCAAUUUAAACAACAUCAACAGCGUCAGAUGCAGCAACAAUUAAUGCAAAAGCAGCAUAUGAUUCAGCAGCAGCAGCAUCAACAUCAACAACAGCAGCAUCAACAUCAACAACAGCUGCAACAACAACAUCAACAGCAGCAGCAGCAACAAAAUCAGCAAGUAAAGCAGCAGCAACAAAUAUCACAGCUACAUCAGAUCAAUGAUGCAACUGACGUGAAAAUUAGACAAGGUUUGGGAGUUAAACCAGGCGUGUUUCAGCAGCAUCUCUCAUCCAGUCAGCGUGGUGUUUACCCUCAGCAGAUGAAGUCUGGCGCCACUUUUCCCAUCUCUUCGCCUCAGCUGCUUCAAACUCCUUCGCCACAGUUACCACAACAUUCUUCUCCACAGGUUGACCAGCAGAACCUACUGUCUUCGCUUCCAGGAACUGGAACUCCUCUACAGCCUGCAAAUUCACCUUUUGUUGUCCCAUCGCCUUCCACUCCUUUGGCUCCAUCUCCUAUGCCUGGAGAUUCCGAGAAACCAGGGAUUUCUUCCCUUUCGAAUGCUGGUAAUGUUGGACACCAACACCCAUCAUCUCUUGCGAUUGGCACUCCUGGGAUCUCUGCUUCACCAUUGCUUGCAGAGUUCUCUGUUCCUGAUGGGGCUCAUGGCAAUGCUUUGACAACUGUCUCUGGAAGGCCAUCUGUUUCAGAGCAGCCACUUGACCGGUUAAUUAAAGCGGUGAAGUCUAUUUCUCCCAAGGCAUUGAAUGCAGCUGUGAGCGACAUUGGCUCGGUCGUCAGUAUGAUUGACAGAAUUGCAGGAUCAGCCCCUGGUAAUGGAUCUAGAGCAGCAGUAGGUGAGGAUUUAGUGGCGAUGACUAAAUGCCGUCUUCAAGCAAGAAAUGUCAUCACUCAAGAUGGUAUUAGUGGGACGAGGAAAAUGAAGAGAUACACGAGUGCCAUGCCUUUGAAUGUCGCGUCGUCUGCCGGCGGCGUGAGCGACAGCAAGCAGUUGAGUGGACCAGAGACUUCUGAUCUCGAGUCGACCGCAACAUCUGGUGUCAAGAGGCCUAGGUUGGAGGCAAACCAUGCGCUUUUGGAAGAGAUAAGGGAGAUAAAUCAGGGACUUAUUGACACUGUGGUUGAUAUCAGCGAUGAAGAUGUCAAUCCAACUGCAGUAACUGCUGUUGCUGCUACUGAAGACGGUGGGGGAGGAACUUUAGUAAAGUGUUCAUUCAGUGCGGUAGCCCUUAGCCCCAACUUGAAAUCGCAGUAUGACUCGGCUCAAAUGGUCAGUGUUUCACAAUCUUUGUUGACAUCAAGCCUUUGCUAUAAAACUGCCUACUCAUUUUCCCUCCUUUUCACAGUCACCAAUUCAGCCUCUCAGAUUGCUUGUGCCUAUGAACUAUCCAAAUUGCUCCCCAAUUCUACUGGACAAGUUCCCUGUCGAAGUCAGGUAAUAAAUGAGGGUGGCAAGGAGUACGAGGAUCUAUCGGUGAAGGCCAAGUCGAGAUUCGGCAUUUCUCUUCGUAGCCUCUCGCAACCAAUGUCUCUCGGGGACAUCGCACAUACUUGGGAUGUAUGUGCCAGGGCAGUGAUCUCAGAGCACGCCCAGCAGAGCGGCGGAGGUAGCUUCAGUUCUAAGUAUGGCACCUGGGAGAACUGCUUAAGCGCUGCUUAAUACAUGGGAGAACAAAAAACUACUGUAAAUAUUAUGAUGGCAGGAAGGCGUUCUUGCCGUGUCAAUAAAAUGAUCUGAUUAAAAUGCAGCAAUGAUCGAAAGGACAAUUACAUUUUGAUCUAUUAAGUUAUCCUCGUAAUAUAUAUCAUAAUUCCCUAGUUUAUCACUUGUUUGCCCAUAUCUACUUUCCUCCCUGUUUUCUGCUGCGCUUCUUCCUCUUAUCCUUCUAUUUUCUUCUGCUCUUCCUUUUCCUCCACUGGUACUAGUACUGGGAACUCUUCGUUGUCGGCCUCUUUCUGGGCAAUGUCAGCUUUCAUCAGUUAAGUUUCAGCAGCCUUGAUACCGGCGGUGCCAGUGCAAUAACUGUUUCGAAUGGUCUGUCUGCAACAUUUAAAACCCCAACGAUGAUCCUCCACCUUCCACCAUGAACCCCACACAGUCUUAUGGUUGUUGAUGUAGACAUCUUCUUCGUACUUACUUCUGGGAAGCUGCACAUCCGCGCAUCCCUCGCGAACAACUCUCCCAGCACGAUCGUACUCGACUUGCCUUUCACUCUGCCCCAGCAAAAUCUCUCUCGGGAUCCCAUCUUGACUAUUCGCAGCAGCAUUCCCGUACUUCUCGAGCAAUUCGUCCUUGGCUCGAGCCUCCAGUUCCUUUCUCUUCACCUGAAAGUUCCUGUACAACAACUCUGCUUGGGUAGGAGCAGCUUGCAGCAAGUGCUCCUCCUCCCCCCUCGACAAACGACUUUCGAGCUGCUUCAACUCCCCAGCUUCACCACUGUCUCUGUACCUGUUGUCCCCCCAAUAGAACUUGUCAUUCGGAUCCACAUCUGGAAGCGGAUCCCCACGCAUCGAACGGGUUUUCGGAUCAUAAUGUGCAGAUUUGGCACUGAGAUUCAAGAGGUACUUGGCUUUAUCUUCCCGAAUUCGCAGGUUCCUAACAGUUCCUGUACUACCACCACCACCACCACUCCUCACCCUCUUCUCAACUUUACCAAAGCAGUCCAUCUGCUCGGACUCAUCAACUCUCAAGUCACUGCCUUCAUUCCCUUCCACCACAAACACUUUCCUAGCUGCAUCACGAGCCUCGUACCGCGCAACAACAUCACGAUUGUACCUCGCUGUAUCAUACCCGUUCCAACGGUCACGCUUGCUGGCGUAAUUGUGCUCAAUAGUCUCAACUUUCUCAUCGGAGGCAAUGUGCUUGUUAGUCCACCUGGCCCCUGAUUUCCUAGGUCUCUCUACGCAGGCUUUGGCGUCGUGCGACAUGGCUCCACAGUUCUCGCACGCUCCUUUCCUGUAUUUCUCUGCCUGAAAUACUUCAGCACCUCGAUCGUACCACGCUGAUUCGGUAUUGUGAAUCGGAGGAGCAUCGGACGGAUUCUUCCGUUUCCUUUGGUGCUUCAGACCUGGUAGUUUCUUCUCGGGGUUCAGAUACCAUGGCGCGGAAGCCAUGUAGUGAGGGAUGUGAGGAUUGAUCUCGUUCCCAUCUUCGUCAACCUCGGGAUGGACGAGCCCAGCUUUGCGGGCUUCUUCCAGUUCCUUCUGCUUCCUGUAAUCCUCCCUGGAUUUGAUUGCCAUGGCGCCGGCCGUCUGGUGGAAACGAGAAUCCGGUCUUCCGAUCGCCGGAGUUUGAUUGCAGUGGCCACUCGGAAACCCUAAAGAAAAAAGGAAGGAAUUCGCUAUCGCCGGAAAGGACGACCGGAAACUAUGUGUGAAUCAACUUAUCAUACGGCAAAAAUAGGUAGGGGGGAGGCAACCGUUUAAAAGCAG
Molecule: messenger RNA, 6310 nt
Organism: Linum tenue
Lineage: Eukaryota; Viridiplantae; Streptophyta; Magnoliopsida; Malpighiales; Linaceae
Source: the annotation of a GenBank genome assembly